UCCAGUGCAGCCAACGGCAGCCAACGGCCGCCACCCUUCCACUCGCCGGGCGUCGCGGCGUCGCCAGGCGUGGUCGAGUAUAAAAGGCGCCCGGGCCCAGACAGCAGCAUCAGUCGCACCAGUGACUACUCACCAACAACCAUCACCAUGGCCUUCAAGCUCGUCGUCCUCGCCGCCGCCUUGGCUGUUGCCAACGCUGGUCUGAUCGGCGCCCCCGUGUCCUACGGCUACGCCGCCGCCCCCGCCGUGUCCUACGGCUACGCCGCUGCCCCCGUGGCCGUCGGCACCCCCACCCUCACCUCCCAGUCCUCCAACACCCUGAGGUCCUACGGCAACCAGGGCCAGAUCUCCCACGAGAGCAAGACCAUCCAGACCCCCUUCUCCAGCGUGUCCCGCUCUGACGUGCGCGUCAGCAACGACGCCCAGAUCCUGGCCCACACCCCCGUCGCCGCCUACGCCGCCCCCGCUGCGUACGCCGCCCCCGUCGCCCACGCCUACGCCGCCCCCGCUGCCUACGCCGCCCCCGCUGCGUACGCCGCCCCCGUCGCCCACGCCGCCUACGCCGCUCCCUCCGUCUACGCCGCCCCCGUCGCCAAGGCCGUCGCCCCCGCUGGUCUCCUCGGCGUCGCCUACUCCGCUGCCCCCGUGGUCUCCCACAUGACCUACUCCAGCGGCCCCAUCGCCUACGCCUACUAGGUCAAGUCAAAUCGUCAGAGUCAGAGCCUCACCACUGUUCACCACUAUUUAUUGAAUCGAAUCAUAUCCGAUCCAUGACUGAGAUCUCGAAGCGCGAGUCACCAUGUGUACAUAAGGCCAUCAAACUAUUUAUUUGCCCUAUUUAUUGAAAAUAAAUUAUGGAACAAAUGCAGUAAA
Molecule: messenger RNA, 873 nt
Organism: Thrips palmi
Lineage: Eukaryota; Metazoa; Arthropoda; Insecta; Thysanoptera; Thripidae
Product: cuticle protein 76-like
Exons: 2
Coding region: 148-696 (182 amino acids)
Source: RefSeq, a predicted model, not a curated record